This is a messenger RNA of Wallemia ichthyophaga EXF-994, 828 nucleotides long. RefSeq names its product Putative aminoacrylate hydrolase RutD. The transcript has a single exon. NCBI's taxonomy places the organism in Eukaryota, Fungi, Basidiomycota, Wallemiomycetes, Wallemiales, Wallemiaceae. The coding region runs from base 1 to 828 and encodes 275 amino acids. The record is from RefSeq and is a predicted model, not a curated record.
AUGCCAGAACAUCUCACAACACUCAAAGAUAACUCUACAGUGGCCUACAACGUCUUCAACGAGGAUGCCACCGAUAAGAUUGCACUGGUGUUGAUCAUGGGCAUGACGGGAUGUAUGCUCGACUGGCAAAUGUGGGCGGAGGCCGUCGCCAAAGCAGGCAAUCGCAAAGUCGUCAUCUUCGAUAACCGCAAUAUCGGCAAUAGCCACGGCAAUAUCGAUGGCUUAUCCGUGGAUAGUAUGGCACUAGACACGAUUGAACUGAUCGAGCAGCUCAACCUUAAAGACGUCCACCUGUUGGGUUUCUCAAUGGGCGGUAUCAUAGCACAGCAGAUGCUGCUCAAUCACUCCCCUCUAUUCACUAUCCACAAAAUUAUUCUCUCUUCCAGCGCAUGCAGACGCCCUAAACUGUCUCACAUAGAUAUGUCCUCCUUGGAAGGUGCACAAGCAUUCAAUCUGAUUCUGUACGAUGAGGAGUGGGUGAGUAAUAACAAAGCAAUCCUCGCUGUUAUCAAGGAAGCCAGCAAUUACAUGCGCAGACCGUUUGAAACCCUCCAAGCUCAAUUUAAGGCGUUGUCGGCCAUGGAAUUGGGCGAGAAACUCAAAUACACCGACUGGACAAACAGACUUUAUGUAAUGCACGGUAAACGCGAUGCUAUCAUUAGCUUUAAAGAGGCUGAACACACUCUUGAGAUAGCUAAAGGUGCCAAGUUGGUCAACACCCUUCCUACCCUCGAAUAUGGCCACUUGUUCUGGGCAUACUUUGAUCCAAAAAUCUGGUCGGAUGCUAUUGAAGGCUGUCUGGGAGAGAAAACCGAAGCGAAAUUGUAG